This is a messenger RNA of Puntigrus tetrazona (Sumatra barb), 1689 nucleotides long. It is a transcript of the gene aanat1, whose product is annotated as arylalkylamine N-acetyltransferase 1. Gene Ontology annotation, biological process: circadian rhythm; response to light stimulus. Gene Ontology annotation, molecular function: aralkylamine N-acetyltransferase activity. Gene Ontology annotation, cellular component: cytoplasm. The transcript is spliced from 3 exons. The record is from RefSeq and is a predicted model, not a curated record. Lineage: Eukaryota; Metazoa; Chordata; Actinopteri; Cypriniformes; Cyprinidae. The coding region runs from base 111 to 725 and encodes 204 amino acids.
UCCGCGAUUCACUUUCAACACAGCUCUCGGAAAACAAACAUAUAUGCAGGACAACUGAAUAUCAUUUAUCAAUUGAUUUAAAUCACCAAAGAGAUUUGAAAACAGCAGAGAUGUCGGUGGUGAGCGCUCUGCCUUUCCUGAAGCCCCUUCACGUGAGAGCUCCGGUGUCCCCCGGCCGCCAGCGCAGGCACACGCUCCCGGCCAGCGAGUUCCGCUCCCUCAACACCGAGGACGCCAUCAGUGUGUUCGAAAUAGAGAGAGAGGCUUUUAUAUCUGUGUCUGGGGAAUGUCCACUUCAUCUGGACGAGGUCCGUCACUUCCUCACCCUCUGUCCCGAGCUUUCUUUGGGCUGGUUUGAACAGGGGAGGCUUGUGGCUUUCAUCAUCGGAUCUCUGUGGGACCAGGACCGUCUCACCACUGAUGCACUGACCCUUCACAAGCCUCAUGGGACCACUGUCCACAUCCAUGUGCUGGCAGUCCACCGGACUUUCCGCCAGCAGGGAAAAGGAUCUAUCCUGCUGUGGCGUUACCUGCAGUAUCUGCGCUGUCUACCAUAUGUCCGGCGUGCUGUGCUCAUGUGUGAGGACUUCCUGGUGCCUUUCUACCAGAAGUCUGGCUUUAAGGGGCAAGGUCCUUCUGAAAUCACUGUAGGGUCACUGACCUUCAUCGAGAUGUAUUAUCCUAUAAGGGGGCAUGCAUUUAUGCGGCGUAACAGUGGCUGUUAAAGGGUCACUGGUCACGUAGGUUUUUGGACCUUCUAAAGAAGCAGUGGGUGUGUUGAAGCAGCUUUUGUUUUUGGUGUAGGUAUCUCACGGUGUAACGCUGUUUGUGUCCACUUUUGUAAGCCUUGGUCAGCAUAGAUAAAAUGGUUAGAUACAGAAAAAAACAAGAAAAGAAAGAAAGAAAGAAAGGGAACAUUAGAGCAAACUGCAUUCCACUCUUUUAUCUAAAAGUAAAAAUAUUUCUUUUUUAUAUUCAUCAUAUAAAUUGUAGUUUUUUUGGCUCUGUCAGUUUAUUUAAUAGACUAGGUUUCUAUUUAUUGUUUAUUUUGUAUGGCAUUUGGUAUGAGGGUUUUUUUAAUUCCUUUUUUUUUAAUUACUCAUGCACAUUUUUACAUUUAUGACAGACCUCCUGUUGUGUUGUGAGUUUUAGGGUUAAGGUCGGAGAGAUAAGAUAUUCUACUUUUGGGCUGGUUUUUGUGUUCAGUGUCUUGUGGCUGAUUUAGAUGUGUGUCUGUUCUGUGGAAGCAUUAAAAUAGCAUCAACCGAACGCUUUUCCGCUGUGAUCUCUUAUGAAAACAGCCACAAGAGAACAUACAGUGUUGUCUGUUAUAUCGGUGAGUGCCAAUGUGACAAAUUUUUAAUAUACAAUCCCAUAAACAUAAGAAAUAUUUACUGUGUUGUUUAGGGCACUAGUACAGUUGCAUUUAUAGAUUCGAAUGACUUUUUGACUUGCUUCAAAGAAAAAGAUUAAAGAGUCCGUGUGUAACAAAUCAUCUUCAAACAUAUGUUGAGAUGGUUAAGAAGGUUUCCAUUUGCCUUUCCCUGUAGAGAUCCACCACCUAUGCCUCCACAGUCUUGAAUCAAGACAUUUAUGAUUUUGUACAUUUUGUAAGUAAAACAAAUAAAUGAAUAAAGAAUCUCUUUUUUAGAAUGAUUGCUCUUUGAACUCCUUGUGUAAAUGUCUGUA